CAGUCGUAGCAACAUUAUAUGCGCGUGCGCACGUAUCAAAUAAUUGUGUGUCUGUGAUUGUGCAGUGAAGUGUAAGACCGAAGAGGCUUGUCAAAAAGUACAUACAUAGAUCCUAAUUUCAAAAUGGUUCCCUCAGUCAGAAGGAUGUGGCUCUCCAGCAUCGUGUGUUCCACGUUAUUCGUGAUGGCGAUGUCUGCCGGGAACGAGUACCUUCCUCCGAGCAAGGGUUACAACUACGAACCGCCUUCCAUACCCUUCCCUACUAAUAAUAAUGGAAACAAGCAACCAACACAGCCGCCGUACAGGCCGACCACACCCCCGAGGCCGUACCUGCCACCCAACCCUCAGCCGACUCCCGGACCUGGACCCUCGCCUACUCCUGGGCCCCACGAUCAUCCCCAUGAUCAUCACCACCAUGACCACGACCACGGCAAUGGUAACGGCAACCAUGACCACGGGGAUCAUCAUCACCACGAGCCUGGCAUGCCUUUCGACUUCUCCUACCAGGUGGCUGAAGAUGGCAAUGACUACAGCCAUAACGCGAUCUCCGACGGUGACAUCACCCGGGGAGAGUAUAGAGUAGCCCUGCCUGAUGGACGAACUCAAAUCGUCAAGUACACCGCCGACUGGAAAAACGGUUUCAACGCUGAGGUGACAUACGAAGGCGAAGCGAGGUACCCAGACCAGCCAGCUGGCGGAUACGGCAGUGGAAACCCCGGUAAUGGCUACGGCAGCGGUAGCACGGGCGGCAACGGCUACCCCAGCGGGUCAGGUGGCUCCGGAACUGGCGGACAAGCAUACGUCCCCCCCAGCCAAGGAGGCGGCUACCAAUACUAAAUAAUACCCAACGAUAACGCAGGUUUAUAAUGAAGUUACGAUGAAUUUGAAUUUCUUGCUAGAAUUACGCGAAUUGUUGUUUUAAUAGUCGAUUUUGGUGGAAACACCUCUAUUUAUGUCAUGAUUUUGGCAGCUGUCAAAUUGAAUCGAAAAUUUCCCGCCAUUGCAGAAACAAAAAUGGUUGAACAAUUUGAAAGAAAACAUAGCCAUACCUAUUUGAUUAGAUAUUCAUAAAUAAAAUAACGAUUCGCGUAGUUUUAGUAGGGUUUAGUGAGGAUUACAAACACGUUUGUUAAUUGCCCAUUUAACUGUUUUUCUUUAUAACGAUACUAAGUUCUGAAUCAAACUUUUUUAACACUGAUGGCAUGCCUAAUACCACCUCUUAAAAGUCGACUAAAACUGUUUGUAUCAGGACUUAUUCGUUACAAAGACUAAACAGCCGAAUAAUUGUUUUUAAUAUAAUACCUAUAGUUUAAGUUAGUAUUACA
Messenger RNA from Helicoverpa zea (corn earworm), 1325 nucleotides. It is a transcript of the gene Cpr50Cb, whose product is annotated as pro-resilin-like. Lineage: Eukaryota; Metazoa; Arthropoda; Insecta; Lepidoptera; Noctuidae. Bases 124 to 837 code for a protein of 237 amino acids. The transcript is spliced from 7 exons. The record is from RefSeq and is a predicted model, not a curated record. Gene Ontology annotation, cellular component: extracellular matrix.